AUGAAUGAGAAGAUAGAAGCUAUUUUACGAAUACAAGAACCGCGUACUUUAGCUCAAGCGAAUCGUUUUCUAGGAUCUUUAGGAUGGUAUAGAAAAUUUCUACCAAAGUUUGCAGAAGUAGCAGCACCAAUACAUGCUGUUACCAAUCUUACGAGGCCUAACCGACGAAAGUUUAAGUGGCAAACUGCUCAAUCAAAAGCCUUUCACCAGCUUAAAGAGAUGCUUACUACCGAACCUUUAUUCCUACAUUUUCCUGUAGAUGAUUUACCUGUAGUAUUAACUACAGAUGCUAGUGAUAUAGGAAUAGGUGGCGUUUUACAGCAAGAAAUCAAUGGGCAACUCCAACCAUUUGAUGAUAUAUUCGAUAUUGAAUAUGGCUUAGCUAGUAAAUCUCAUUCGAUCUUAUCAUCAGCAACAUCUAAUAAUGAUACUAAGAAUUUAACAUCAGAUUCAUCAGUUUCUUCUACUAAUCCGAAUGUUUUAGCAGUCAUGACUCUCAGACCACGUAAAAAUCGAGUUGAUUAUUCAAAAGAACAUAUUUCUGAUGGAAAUGACGUGAAUAAUCAUCAUGACUAUAUAGAUACAUCGGAUUCUAGACAUAAAAGGAAAUCUAAAGUAGCAUCAAAAAUUUCACAAAACUAUUUCGAUAUAACUCAGUUACAAGUUGAACAAGAUCGAGAUUCUAAGAUACAGAACAUAAUAAAAAAUUUAUCUACUACAUCGAGUCAAAGUUCAUUUAUCUUAGAAGAUAAUAAACUGUACAAAUUAAUUAGUUGUCAGAAUAGUUCUAAUCGAAUCGUUAAAGCGUUAUAUUUACCAUCAUCAAUGAUAAAUUCUCUAUUAAAAGCGUGUCACGAUGAUCCGUUAACAGGCGCUCAUUUUUCUACAGAUCGCAUGUAUUAUAAAAUUCGUCCUCAUUUUUGGUGGCCCGGAAUGAAAGCCACUAUACAACGUUACGUAAAGUCUUGUAGUUUAUGCACGCAAUUUAAUAUAGAUCGUGCUAAAAGAUAUGGUCACUUACGUUCUAUUCCACCACCUGAAGGACCAUUCGUUUUAAUAGGCAUUGAUUUUUGUGGACCAUUACCUAGGACUCCUCGUGAGAAUCAAUAUGUGCUUAUUAUCACAGAUUAUUUUACGAGAUAUAUAACAGCAUUAGCACUUCCUAACUGCACAGCAGAAACUGCAGCGCGCGCCUUAUUUGAUGAUUUUUUUUGCAAGUUUGGUAUACCAUCAGUUAUCUUAAGCGAUCGUGGAACACAUUUUCAAAAUAAGUUAAUGGAGAAUCUACAAAAUCUCAUAGGAUACAAUCAUAUAUAUAGUACUCCGUACCAUCCUCAAACAAACGGUAUCGCCGAGCGUUUUAACGCCACUUUUGUAACUCAGAUUUCGAAGUUACAAAAUGCUCAACAUAAUAAUUGGGAUGAGUACUUGCAAGCCGUCGUCUUUGCGUAUAAUACAGGAGUACACAAGUCCACGAAAUUUUCUCCCUAUGAGUUAUUAUACGGUCGUACUGCUCGUCUACCUAUUCAUAUACAACCUAAAGAAUUUACAUUUCUGAAACCUAGUGAUUAUUUUGAACAACUAAAAAAGACGUUACGUAUAUUUCAUCAGGCUUCACGUGAAAAUAUAUUAUGUCAACAACAAGCUAAUCAGACGUAUUACAAUAAGAAUCGUCUUGAUCCACAAUUGAAAUUAGGAGAUAAAGUUUUUACUCGUAUAUAUGUUUCGAAAGGAAAAUUAGAUCCGAAAUUCUCUCCUAUUCCGAAAAUCGUUGUUGAAAUUCAUCAUCCAAUGUAUGUAGUCGAAGAUGAGUAUACGCACAUAAGAUCACAAGUACAUAUAAGCGAUUUACGACCGAUCAGUUUUGAAUAA
This is a messenger RNA of Rotaria sp. Silwood1, 1872 nucleotides long. The record is from the annotation of a GenBank genome assembly. Lineage: Eukaryota; Metazoa; Rotifera; Eurotatoria; Philodinida; Philodinidae.